Molecule: messenger RNA, 357 nt
Organism: Helobdella robusta
Lineage: Eukaryota; Metazoa; Annelida; Clitellata; Rhynchobdellida; Glossiphoniidae
Exons: 1
Coding region: 1-357 (118 amino acids)
Source: RefSeq, a predicted model, not a curated record
AUGAGUCAGCUCAGCAGGAUCACACCAAGCGAACAACUGUUGACCUGCCAAGAUUCACAGAAAAGAAAUUCGUUCACAUUAUUUCUACUCAUGGAACUUCCGCAUGAAUUUUUCAAUGUGGAUCCAGACCUGUGGGGGGCACAGAAGGACUAUCAGCAAUCAUCAGAGACAGUUCGUUCAAUGAGUAUGGUGAAUGAUCAUGCAGAACGUGGGGUCACCUUUAUUCAAGAACUGAGUGACAUUAUAACCAAAGAUGAGUCUCAGCUUCAGUUACUAUUACAGACAGUUGAGCAGCACAGGCAUGCAUAUUCGGACUGUAAAAAACACACAUUGUUGAAACUGCGGCCAAGUACUUAA